This is a messenger RNA of Vicia faba (fava bean), 798 nucleotides long. The record is from the annotation of a GenBank genome assembly. Lineage: Eukaryota; Viridiplantae; Streptophyta; Magnoliopsida; Fabales; Fabaceae.
AUGUCUUCUCCUUUUCCACGCCUCCUAUGCCUAUUCCUGGCUCUCGUCGUCCUCGCCGGAACACCUUCUCCGGCUGAUUCUGCCGAUGAGCUGGAGCGUGGAGGAGGCGGAGGCCACCGUCAGAGAGAGUUUGAUUAUUUCGCUUUGGCGUUACAAUGGCCUGGUACUUAUUGUCAGCGCACGCGCUAUUGUUGUUCCUCUAAUGCUUGUUGCAGAGGCUCCAAUUCUCCGGCAAUAUUCACCAUACAUGGACUCUGGCCUGACUAUAAUGACGGAACGUGGCCAGCAUGUUGCACCAAAUCCCGUUUUGAUCCAAAAGAGAUAUCUACAUUGAAUAGUGCUUUAGAGCAAUAUUGGCCAUCAUUGAGCUGCAGCUCACCAUCUUCAUGCAGUGGCGGAAAAGAGAAGCAUGGCACGUGCUCAUCUCCCGUGUUUGACAAUGAAUAUGACUAUUUCUUGACAACACUUAAUGUCUAUUUCAAAUAUAAUGUUACGCAAGUUCUAAAUGAAGCUGGAUAUGUUCCGUCAAACACAGAAAAGUAUCCCCUCGGAGGCAUUAUCUCUGCCAUUGAGAAUGCUUUCCAUGCAUCUCCUUUAAUAGUUUGCUCAAAAGGUUCAGUUGAGGAGCUUCGUUUAUGCUUCUAUAAGGACUUCACGCCACGUGAUUGUGCUAUUAAACCAGACGCUAAAAUUGAUAUGGUUACUUCAAAAGGAUCAUGUCCUAAAUAUGUUAGCCUGCCAGAAUCAAUAGGGCAUGAUGGACUUCAGAGUCGGGUGUCUAAAGAUGCAUCUCUAUAG